AUGGCGGGGCGGAUAAGAGAAGUGUGGGCCGAGAACCUCGAGUCAGAGAUGGCGCUGCUGCGCGAGACGAUCGACAAGUACCCCUACGUCGCCAUGGACACCGAGUUCCCUGGCAUCGUUGCGAGGCCCAUUGGCACCUUCAAGGGCUCGUCCGACUACCACUACCAGACCCUGAGGUGCAACGUCGACCUGCUCAAGCUCAUCCAGCUCGGCAUCACCCUCUGCGACGAGAAUGGCAACCUGCCCCCAGAAGUCUGCACUUGGCAGUUCAACUUUCGCUUCAGCGUAAACGAGGACAUGUGCGCACCGGAUUCGCUCGACCUUCUGACAAAGGCGGGCCUCGACUUCGACCGACACGAGCGCAUGGGCAUCGACGUCGAGCACUUUGGCGAGCUGCUCAUCACGUCGGGGCUCGCGCUCUUUGACGACGUCAAAUGGGUCUCGUUCCACAGCGGCUACGACUUUGGCUACCUCCUCAAGGUGGUGACGUGCAGUCCGCUACCGGCACAGGAGGCCGACUUCUUCGCGCUGCUUCGCAUCUGGUUCCCGUGCAUCUACGACAUCAAGUUCCUCAUGCGCAGCUGCAAGACGCUCAAAGGCGGCCUCCAGGACGUGGCCGACGACCUUCAGGUCAGCCGCAUCGGCCAACAGCAUCAGGCGGGCAGCGACAGCCUGCUGACGGCGACGACGUUCUUCAAGAUGCGGCAAAAGUACUUUGACGGGUCCAUCGACGACUCCAAAUACCUCGGCUGCCUCUACGGCUUCUCUUCGAGCUCAUCGCACCUCAACGGUGCAGUGCACUACAACCAGAGUCAGACCCAGAAUCACCAGCACAACCGACCCUCGAGCGUUCAGAGCUUCCACGACGCUGUACCUCGCUCCAUCUCUGCCGGCUAUGGGCCAGGCAACGGAUCCGGACUGCCCACGCCCAACUUCAGCAGCCCGUACAAGAGCUCCCUGGGCGCCAUGGGAGAUCGAUGA
Molecule: messenger RNA, 981 nt
Organism: Pseudozyma flocculosa PF-1
Lineage: Eukaryota; Fungi; Basidiomycota; Ustilaginomycetes; Ustilaginales; Ustilaginaceae
Exons: 5
Coding region: 1-981 (326 amino acids)
Cellular component (GO): CCR4-NOT complex; P-body; CCR4-NOT core complex
Molecular function (GO): poly(A)-specific ribonuclease activity; nucleic acid binding
Source: RefSeq, a predicted model, not a curated record